This is a messenger RNA of Aedes albopictus (Asian tiger mosquito), 2774 nucleotides long. RefSeq names its product zinc finger protein 235-like. The coding region runs from base 926 to 2758 and encodes 610 amino acids. Lineage: Eukaryota; Metazoa; Arthropoda; Insecta; Diptera; Culicidae. Gene Ontology annotation, molecular function: zinc ion binding. The record is from RefSeq and is a predicted model, not a curated record. Gene Ontology annotation, cellular component: nucleus. The transcript has 3 exons.
UCUACACCUAUCUACACUACUGUUGUCGGUUCCUAAAAUGGCUCAUUGUUGAUUGUGUGUUAUUCUGAUUGGCGAUUAAAAGUAGAGGUUAUGCCGUGAAAAUUUGGAAGUUUGAAAGGGAAAUACCAGUUCCCCAUAAGUUUAAUCAUCAAUUUUUUGGUAAAUUUAUCGAUAAAAUGAACUUUUCUACCCCGAUCCCACAUUAAAUUUUAUCUGUUACGACUCAAUCACUAAAAUACGAAAUGGGAUUACACAAAACUUAACCUCACUUUAGGAGGCCAAUUGCGAUGUUCAAGAAAAUAUUCUUUCGAAAAUGAAGCUUGGCAGAAAUAACAAAAAUAAUUGAACAAUCGUUUACAUAGACAUGUAAGAAACUAAUUCAUUUUUAAACCUGUAGGUAAAAUUUUAAUUCCUACCGAAUUCAUAAUAAAACUAAGUCUUCCACCGAAUAUUCUUAGAUAUUUUUGACAUUCCCUAUACAUUUGAAGUCAGUGAUUCCGCAGUUAUUCUUUGCACCGAACAUGAUUGUCACACACACCGACGUUCUUCUUCCACACCUUUUUAUAUUCUCUCAUUGGCACUGUACUGCCUCGUACUGACAUCGGCAUUUUCACGGUUUCACUCACUUUCUGCCUGAAAAAUGUCUAGAUAUGUGACAUCCGUCAAUAAAAGCAUCAGUAUUUUCAUUGAUGCAUAAACAUAAACAUUUUUCAGAAUAUAAAAUGUUGAAUUUCAGAAGGAGUGGAAAAUACUGGCAAGGAUAGGUGAGGAUAUACAAAUAGCUUCGCCAUUAGGAGAUUUACAAACAUACUGGGCACAUUCAAAAAAAUCAAUUAUUAUUCAUUAAUAAAGCUUUUCUGCGUUUUCUGCCACCGUGCUGAUUUCCAACCUUAAGGCAACAACGUUGAAAGUUCAGAAUCUUCAGAUGGACAUCGAGAAUCAUCCAUCGGCUUCAACGAGCAAGGCAAUGCGCCAAAACCGUCCACAAGAAGACCAGAGCACCGAUUCGGUUUGUCGCGUCUGUAUGGGCUGGGCGUCCGAUUCGGACCUGAUGGUUGGAAUAUUUGAUGGACAGGUAUGCUCAAUGAUCCUCGCGGAAGUGUUGACCCUGGUUGGAGCAGUGGAGCUGCCGAUGGAAGACGACCGAUUGCCCAAGUGGUGUUGCAAAGGAUGUCUGAAGGCCCUGGAGAGUGCUUACAAACUGCGAAUAUUGUGCCAGGAAUCGGACCGGAAGUUACGACAUGCGUCCUUGACGGAUGGAACGGCCGUUAUGGUGAAAGAGGAAGUCGAUGAAGAUAUGCUCAAUCUGGUGGAUCACGAUGGGAUGCUGAAUGUCGAGGAAGCGGUUGUGGUGAAAGAGGAAGUAGAUGAAGAUUUGCUCAAUCUGGUGGAUCAAGAUGGGAUGCUGAAUGUCGAGGAAGGUGCUGUCUCGGAAAGCAUACAAUUGCCCAAGCUGGAGAUUGUGGACUGUAUAGAGGAAGAUGAGAUUCAGCAGAUGGAAGAUGGCGUAGGUGAAGCAGAUGGUAUGAAAGAGGAUAAUGGCAGCGCAGACUCGGAUGAGGUAGACGAAGAUCAGGAUGAGAAGAUGUCUAUAGCAGUAAAUAAGCCAAACCGCAGAAAGAAGCCUUUGAAUCCAAAUGUAUACGAUGGAGUGGAAGCCGUAGGUUUUAAGUGUUGUGGCUGCAGCUACAUAUUCAACACUUCAGAGGAACUGAAAACUCAUUCGAAGGAAGUCCACGCCGACAAGAAACUGUCAAUACAGGAAUUGAAACAUAACAAGCAGUGUGAUGUUUGUUACAAAGUGAUGGCUAAUGACGUAUAUGUACGGAUCCACCAACAAAAAGACAAAUUUAACUAUCGAUGUAAGGUUUGUGGGGAUCUGUUUUGGAGUCGGCAGAAGGUGUGCCUUCAUUAUGAUCGGGUUCACGAUCCAAACCCAGAGAGUCCUUCGAAAGUUUGCUGUGGAUGUCGGGAGGAAUUUGAAACCGGAGAACAGCUUAGAGAACAUAGUGUGGCAGUACAUUUGCCGGAGAAGCCAGCACCGGAUCCCACCAGACCAUACGCCUGCAAUGUUUGCUAUCGCAGCUUCACAUCCAAGACGCUGUUGCACGCCCAUCAAUUCCGAAAGCUCAAGCAUACCAAGAAACACGUGUGCAUCCAGUGUGGAAUGGCGUUCCGAUAUCCUGGAGGGUUGAAAGAUCAUGAAAUGACACACACCGGCGAGAAGGUGUUCCAGUGUUCAAAAUGUCCCAAAGCUUACAGCAAUAGGAAUACUUACAGGAAGCAUGUGGCCAGCCACGAAAUGCCAGCGGACAAGUACAAAUGCGAAAUUUGCGGAGUUACACUCAAAUCACUCCAUGGAUUGAGACGGCACACGCUACAACAUACCGGAGAACGUCCGCACAGGUGUCCUCAUUGUCCAGCCACUUUCGCUGUGCCUGCUGGGCUAAAAUGCCAUUUGUUUACGCACACCGAUGAAAAGACUCAGGAAUGUCCUAUUUGCAAAAAGCAGUUCAAGCGACAAGUGGAAGUCAAGAGACACCUCACAUAUUCUCAUCACAAGCACAAACCCUUUGCCUGCUUCUUCUGUCCCAAACGAUACCCGCGGAAACACUGUCGCAAACAACACAUGCUCCAAGCUCAUCCCAAGGAACUACAAAGCAAUCCGCUUCCUCCAAUCGAGCUACUCGGUAACCCGUGGUCGAUGCGACAAAGAACCGAAGAAGCCAUUUUACGAGAGCAGGGCAUGGUGGAAUAAAGCAUCGAAAGCAUCA